This is a messenger RNA of Culex quinquefasciatus (southern house mosquito), 915 nucleotides long. Its product is annotated as trypsin-1. The transcript has 3 exons. The record is from RefSeq and is a predicted model, not a curated record. Bases 1 to 825 code for a protein of 274 amino acids. Gene Ontology annotation, biological process: proteolysis. Gene Ontology annotation, molecular function: serine-type endopeptidase activity. Lineage: Eukaryota; Metazoa; Arthropoda; Insecta; Diptera; Culicidae.
AUGUACGUGUGCCAAACGCAUUCUGACCUGAAACCCUUUGGUCCACGCCGAAACGGACACGCGCCCCCUUCCGGAGUAGACAAGAUCGUUGGCGGUGUGGAGGCCACCCGGCACGAGUUUCCGUACCAGAUAUCGCUCCAGUGGAACUUUGGCCGUAACAGCUCCCGGGCGCCGGUACACUUUUGCGGCGGAUCGCUGCUGAAUCGAAACUGGGUCAUUUCGGCCGCUCAUUGUCGGAUCCGGUUUACCCGCGGCGGUUGGAUCGAUGCCGUAGCUGGGGAUCACGACACGACCAAGACCGACGGGGGUGAGCAGAGACGGAGGGCGGUCAAGUUUGUGAUUCAUAAGGAUUACUGCGGGGGCGUUUGCCCGUAUGACAUUGGGUUGAUCCAGGUGGAGAGGUCGUACAAGUUUAACGAUAAAAUCGCUCCGAUCGCGCUGCCAAAGCAGUAUGAGAAGUUCUCGGGAGAUUGCGUGGCCUCGGGCUGGGGUUCGACCUCGACGACGAAUAGACCGAUGUAUCCGGAGAAGUUGAGGAAAGCGGUUCUACCAAUCGUAGACUUCAAGACGUGUUACAGAUUCUGGUUCCAGGAGGGCAAUCCGGACGCGCUGUCCAAUACAUGUGCUGGACCGGAAGAUGGCUCGCGUAGUGUGUGCUCUGGGGAUUCUGGGGGUCCACUGGCCAAGUUUGACGAGGAAGGGAGCCAUCCGGUACUCGUUGGAGUGGCCUCCUGGGGAGCGGUGCCCUGCGGGAUGGAGGAGAAACCGGCGGUGUUCACGACCGUGUCCAGCUUUAUUGAUUGGAUCAAGGAGAAUAUGAGAUAGGUUUGUGAGGUGAAAGUAACGCAUAGCAUUUCAACAAAUAUUUUAAGAAUAAUUCAGCAAUAAAGUACUUCUGCAUUUUAGUCAACCAUG